This is a messenger RNA of Arctia plantaginis, 1539 nucleotides long. Lineage: Eukaryota; Metazoa; Arthropoda; Insecta; Lepidoptera; Erebidae. The record is from the annotation of a GenBank genome assembly.
AUGAUGAAUGGUAAUGACUUAAGCGCUGUUAACCUCAAUUACGAGAACCACGGCAACCUGGAACAACCAGACAAGUCCUCAGAAGUGAUAUCAGACUUUUACGAAGACUCAGUCGUCAUGGUAACGGGAGGUACUGGUUUCGUUGGCAAGGCUCUCUUGGAAAAGCUGCUGCGGAGUUGUCCAGGAAUAAAGACUAUAUACGUUCUGAUGCGACCAAAAAGAGGGUUGACAGUAGACCAAAGGUAUAAGGAGCUCCUAAAGAAUCAGGUCUUUGAUCGUAUCAGAGCUCGUUGGCCUGAACGUCUCGGCAAGCUGUAUCCAAUCACAGGCGACGUAUCAGCUCCAAACCUUGGAGUCAGUCAAGAGCAAAGGGAACUGCUUGGAAAAGUGACCACGUUAUUUCAUUCAGCUGCCACUGUCAGAUUUACAGAACCACUGCAUGCAGCCACCGUCUUAAAUGUUCAGGGAACGGCAAGUUUGCUAAAAUUAGCCGAAGAUAUGCCCAAGUUGAAGGCUUUGGUCCACGUGUCAACAGCGUAUAGUAACGCCACCAAGCCUCAUAUUGAAGAACGAGUUUAUCCUCCACCGUAUGACCCUGACAGUAUCGUGCGCUGCACCAAGAUGCUGCCAGCAGAGACUGUUGAAAUUAUUUCUGAGACACUACAGGGUGACCACCCGAACCCGUACACACUGACCAAGGCGCUGGCUGAAGCCAUAGUUUAUAACCACACUAAUCUACCAGUGUGCAUCGUCAGACCUUCGAUAGUUACGGCGGCCAUAGCAGAACCUUUCCCUGGAUGGAUCGACAAUAUUUAUGGAGUUACAGGUAUAAUUAUGGAGAUAUCUCGAGGAACUUACAGAUCAGGCUACUGUAAGGAAAGAUACGUCGUGGAUUUAGUACCGGUGGACAUCGUCGUCAACUCUUGUAUCCUGGCGGCGUGGAGACAGGGGAUCAAACAGCCGGGUCGCUGUCCUGUUUACAAUGUGACCUCAGGAUCCAUCAAUCCCAUCCAGUGGGGACAGUUCACCAAACUCUGCGUCAAAUGGGCUUUAGAGAACCCUACCAAAUAUGUGAUGUGGUAUCCCAACUUCUCGGUUACCGAAUCCCGUUUCCUGAACACCUUCUGGGAGAUUACCUGUCAUUUCUUACCUGCUUUCUUAUACGAUUUACUGUUAAGGGCACAGGGAAGGAAGGCGAUAAUGAUGAAACUCGCACGACGCUUCAAAAUGGCUGCGGCUACUGGUGAAUACUUCGCCAACAACGAAUGGCAAUUCGGCAUUUCUGAGCUGACCGCCCUCUAUUCAGACGCAUGUAUUGCCAGAGACUCUAGCUCGUUCCCCCAUUGGCCAGCAAACUUUGAUUGGGAUACAUACAUUGGAGCUUAUAUGUUAGGAAUUAGAAGAUACAUUUUAAAGGAUACCACCGAAUCUUUGCCUUUUGCCAGAACGAAGUUGAAAAGAUUGUACUGGAUACACAAACUAUUUCAAGCGGCCACAGGAUAUUAUUUAUUUAGGGUCAUAGCGGGACGUCUACGGUAG